This is a messenger RNA of Etheostoma spectabile (orangethroat darter), 1072 nucleotides long. RefSeq lists its product as uncharacterized. Lineage: Eukaryota; Metazoa; Chordata; Actinopteri; Perciformes; Percidae. The transcript has 2 exons. The coding region runs from base 64 to 690 and encodes 208 amino acids. The record is from RefSeq and is a predicted model, not a curated record.
CAGUGGAAGUGGUGUUUCAGUGGAAGGCAGAGGAAUAGGAUUCAGCCAGCUCCACUAGAACAGAUGAAGGAGACUGUCAGGUCAGCCAGCCCUAACGUAAAACUUAGGAGCACUGGAGAGAACAAACAGGAAGCUCUUCGUUCUCAAGAGACGCCCUCCACCACCUCCUGCAUUGCUGCUCCGGGAGCAGACCUUAGGUCCACUAAACUAGUGUUGGUGGACUAUGUGGAGGAUGAGGAUCAGACAACAGAAGACACCAGAAAGGUUCUUUCAUCUCUGUCUUUUGCCAGCACAAUUACUCCAAAUAAUCAGGUUAAAGUUGCUUGGUCCAAACGCCCAGAGGACCCACCUCUGACUGAAUCUACAACUGACGAGUUCCAGGAAGAGAUUAGCUCUUUUUUGAGUCAACAGUCCACUGACUCUGAAGAGGAGGAUGAAGAAACCUUCCGCCAGAGCUCUUUGGAACAGUCUCAAUCUGUCUCUGAGUGUCUCAGCAAUAACCAAAAUGAUGCUGAGGAGACUAAGACAAAGAGGAGCAACCACUUCUCCCGCUUCUUCUGCAAAAUCUUCUCAAAGAAUAACCAGGAGGAAAAGGAGAAGAAGGUUUCAGCAGAGAAUCAGACCAAGCAGCCUCCCUUUUGGAUGUGGCUGUUGUUCUGCGGUGCGAGCGGCUGUCGCCUUGACGAGUAAAGAACAGGAUCAGGGCCAGACUCUACUGGUGUGACAAUAAUCGCUCCUUUUUUGACUUUCACAAAUAUGAUUGUGAGAAGAGCUCGGAGUAGAGUCGCUGCUCCUUUGCAUUGAAAGGAGCCAGUUAAGGUGGUACGGUACAUCUGGAAGGAUGCCUCCUGGGUGCCUCCCUAGGGAGGUGGUCCAGGCACGUCCAGCUGGGAGGAGGCCUCGGGGAAGACCCAGGUCUAGGUGGAGAGAUAUUAUCUCCAACCUGGCCUGGGAACGCCUCAGGAUCCCCCAGUUGGAGUUGGUUGAAGUGGAUCGGAAAAGGGAAGAUUGGGGUUCCCUGCUGGAGCUGCUACCUCCGCGACCCGUCACCGGCUAAGCAGAUGAAGACGGA